AUGAUUACUCAAUCACAUGCAAUUAAUUCCAAUUUACCUCCCGUUUCAUAUGCAAAAUCUAUUGAUAUUUGGAUUGGUGGUUGUGUUGUAUUUAUUUUUGCUUCAUUAAUUGAAUAUGCAAUUGUUAAUUAUAUGGGAAUACUUGAAGAACAUAAACAAAUGCGUAAAAUAACAAUGAACAGAACAAGAUUAAGUAAUGUAUUGGGGGAUCAAGUUAUUCCGAAUUUUGAUGAACAGCCAAUUAAAAAUUUAAAUUUUCCCAACGAGAAAAGAAGUUUAUUAAGAAAACAAAGAAAAAUGCAAGUCGAUUUACGUUUUGAAGACCAGGAGGAUGAACAAACAAUGGAAUUAAGUAAUGUAAAUAAUAAUGCUAGUCAAGAACAUAAAGAAUUAUUUCAAAAUGUGGAGCCUGGAUGGACUAUGCAGGAUGUUACCGAUUUAGUUUAUUUAGGUCAAAGAAAAAGAGUUGAGUUAGUUCGUUGGUGUUCCCUUCUAAAUGAACGAGGCCGGGCUGAACGGAUAGAUAUUAUUGCAAGAAUUUUAUUUCCCUUGGCUUUUGCACUUUUUAAUGGUGUUUAUUGGAAAGUUUAUUUAAAUGAUGUUUAUGAUCAACAUGAAAUCAUCUAA
This is a messenger RNA of Meloidogyne enterolobii, 627 nucleotides long. Lineage: Eukaryota; Metazoa; Nematoda; Chromadorea; Rhabditida; Meloidogynidae. The record is from the annotation of a GenBank genome assembly.